AUUUUUCUGCCCGUGAGAGUGUUUGUAGACUUUUGGAGUUCAUAAUGCCUGUAAGCAACGGAUCGGUGAUGGAUUUACCUUCGGACUAUGUGAAAAUUAAGGCGCAUUACGCUGGGGACAUGCUGAUCUCUGACCUGGACUCAGCAAUGACGUACACCGAGUUGUGUGAGGAGGUGAGAGAAAUGUGCGGGGUGCGCAGAGAAAGGCCCAUUACGCUCAAAUGGAUCGAUGAUGAAGGGGACCCGUGUACCAUCUCCUCUCAGAUGGAGCUGGAAGAAGCAUUCCGCAUCUAUUGCCGGAACCGAAGAUCUGGGCUCCUCCUACAUGUGUUCCCUAGCAUUCCUGAAAGACCAGGUAUGCCGUGCCCAGGAGAAGAUAAAUCGAUCUAUCGCCGCGGGGCUAGACGAUGGAGGAAGCUGUACCGGGUGAACGGGCACCUUUUCCAGGCCAAACGCUUUAACAGGAAAGCGUACUGUGGCCACUGCAGUGAGAGGAUAUGGGGACUGGGGCGUCAGGGGUACAAGUGUAUCAACUGCAAGCUACUGGUCCAUAAACGCUGUCACAAGCUCGUCCCUCUGACCUGUCAUAGGCAUAUGGAUCCAGUCAUGCCAUCACAGGAGCCGUUGGUAGACGAUGAUAAAAGUGGCGAGGAAGUGGAGCUCCCCCCUGAGGACCCUGAAGAAACAGACUCAAUUCCAGUCCCUUUCUUAGCGCACAACCGAAAAGUAGAGAAAGCUGAAGGUGAUGCAGAGGAUCUAAAGGCGGUGGUUGAUGGUCUCGAGGGGAUUCAGAUCUCUCAGUGUCUCGGCUUGGGAGACUUUGACCUGAUCCGUGUUAUUGGGAGGGGCAGUUACGCUAAAGUGCUACUGGUCCGACUGAAGAAGAAUGAACAGAUUUAUGCCAUGAAGGUGGUGAAGAAAGAGCUGGUCCACGAUGAUGAGGACAUUGACUGGGUCCAGACAGAGAAGCAUGUGUUUGAACAGGCAUCAACCAAUCCGUUCUUAGUGGGACUUCACUCCUGUUUUCAAACAGAGAGUCGCUUGUUUUUAGUGAUCGAGUAUGUGAAUGGAGGAGAUCUCAUGUUUCAUAUGCAGAGGCAGCGGAAGCUUCCUGAGGAACAUGCACGAUUUUAUGCUGCUGAAAUUUGCAUCGCUCUUAAUUUUCUGCAUGAGAAGGGCAUCAUUUACCGGGAUUUAAAACUGGACAAUGUACUGUUGGACCAAGAUGGCCAUAUCAAACUUACAGACUAUGGCAUGUGCAAGGAGGGAAUCAGACCAGGUGACACCACCAGCACUUUCUGUGGGACGCCCAACUACAUCGCCCCAGAAAUCCUAAGAGGGGAGGAUUACGGGUUCAGUGUAGACUGGUGGGCCCUGGGCGUGCUCAUGUUUGAAAUGAUGGCAGGCCGAUCCCCCUUCGAUAUCAUCACUGACAAUCCCGACAUGAACACAGAGGAAUAUCUCUUCCAGGUCAUUUUGGAGAAGCCGAUAAGGAUUCCGAGGUCAUUGUCUGUUAAGGCGGCGAGCGUGCUGAAAGGUUUUUUGAACAAGGACCCAAAAGAGAGGCUGGGUUGCCAGGUUCAGACCGGAUACACAGAUAUCAAGUCUCAUACGUUCUUCAGGAGUAUAGACUGGGACCAGCUGGAACAAAAGCAGGUGACGCCGCCGUUCAAACCUCAGAUCACAGACGACUACGGUUUAGAAAACUUUGACACGCAGUUCACCAAUGAGCCCGUACAACUAACGCCAGACGAUGAGGAUGUGAUAAAGAGAAUAGACCAGUCAGAGUUUGAGGGAUUCGAGUACAUUAAUCCACUGCUGUUCUCCACUGAGGAAACCGUAUGAGGGAAGAACUGUUCAUUCUGAAAGAUGUGCGGCUUCAAGACUACGGUUGAGUUUACCUCAGACUAUGUGUUCAAGACAAUAGGACGGCCAUUUUUCUCUUUCAAACUGUUGACUAAGACUUCAAGUUCCUGAAUUGUUUCAGGGUCGCACUGCAAGUACGAACACGUGGAGAAACUACACGGAACAGUUCCCCAAAUUUCAGCUGUUUGUCUUCCUGCUUCUCGGCAUCCUCUUUGAUUUCGAUGCCCACGUUUGUGUGCGUGCUCCAUCAUCGUGUGCCUGCGUCCAUCAGAGACUACAUUUCCCACCAACCCUAGCCGAACGUGACGGCUCUAACUUAUUGUGCACUUUUAUUUUAUUUUCUGUUCGACUUUUUGAUUAUCUUGAUCUUGUAUGAGGUGCACCUCAAGCAAAACAAGAAUGUAUAAUGUUAAAAGGUAACGUUCAGACUUGUAUUAUAGUGUAGGUAGCCAAACUAAGAAUUUAUGAUGCCUUUUACGAUGCAAAGUGGCACAUUUUAAUUCACAACCGUGACGGUUCCAUCCACAGUGCUUCGAACAACAACGCUUUUAAUCACCCGUGUUGAUUUUACAGAGUAAAUGGGAGACAAAGUGUGUUUUAUGAAGAAGUGCCUCAAAGAUCUCAAAUUCACCCUAGUCCACUUUUAAUCGGAGUUUGUUUUCUAGUGCAUCAUCCAAUGAGGAUGUUGAAUGCAGGUGUGCUUUUUCAUUGACAAAAACACACAAGAGCUUUUUCUUUGAUAAAAACCGUCCAACUUA
This is a messenger RNA of Triplophysa dalaica, 2623 nucleotides long. It is a transcript of the gene prkcz, whose product is annotated as protein kinase C, zeta. The record is from RefSeq and is a predicted model, not a curated record. Bases 45 to 1844 code for a protein of 599 amino acids. Gene Ontology annotation, molecular function: protein serine/threonine kinase activity; protein binding; ATP binding. NCBI's taxonomy places the organism in Eukaryota, Metazoa, Chordata, Actinopteri, Cypriniformes, Nemacheilidae. The transcript has 18 exons. Gene Ontology annotation, biological process: protein phosphorylation.